Molecule: messenger RNA, 2223 nt
Organism: Orbilia oligospora ATCC 24927
Lineage: Eukaryota; Fungi; Ascomycota; Orbiliomycetes; Orbiliales; Orbiliaceae
Exons: 6
Coding region: 1-2223 (740 amino acids)
Biological process (GO): chloride transmembrane transport
Cellular component (GO): cortical endoplasmic reticulum
Molecular function (GO): chloride channel activity
Source: RefSeq, a predicted model, not a curated record
AUGCAGGCCCUCAAGGAGGCUUCAAAAGCCAGUGGGACUGGCACCCCGCCUUCGAUAUUUGACGCGAACCUCGAUGUCGAAUACGUAAUUACUUUCAGAUACGCGAAUGCUGGGUCUUCUGCUCAGACCGGAGAUUCGAGAACCCCCGAAGAACAACUGGAGAGGCUCCUGCAUACCUUAGAUCUUGCAGGACUACGAACGGUUGUCCGUGAUGGUGGUAAUGGCUCUCUUUUGAUAUUCACGAGAAUCCGAAGUGAGAAGAAACUUCUCGGGGAGAUAUAUAGGUCAAGAGUCAGAGACUGGCUGCACGGGAUCCGUCCGGCUGCACCUGAAAAAGAGACACAACGAUCCCUUGAAAAUGAACCCUUUACAGAUGGAGAACGAUUGCGCCUCGUCUACUCCCUCAUUACCCUACCGAAUAGUGAAGGUGGGGCUGGGAUUACCCCGAAACAGGGAGAGUGGAACUUGGUUGAGUCCAUCUUCGCACUUCAUGACCAUGACUUCAAUAAAAAGUGGUUGAAGGAUUGGUCUACUAAGUGGAUUAUUGGACCCGAUGACCUAAAGGUUAUUCGAGAUCGCUUUGGUGAAAAGAUUGCGUUCUACUUCGCCUUCAUUCAAUGGUAUUUUAUUGCAUUGACGGUCCCAGCUGCCAUUGGUAUCUUCGCAUACUUGUUCCUCCCCGCGUACUCCUCGUUCUUUGCAAUCUGUAAUUGUCUCUGGUCGGUCGUAUUCGUCGAGUACUGGAAACGUCAGGAAGUCGAUCUUGCGGUCCAAUGGGGUUCGAGGCAUUGCUCUACUGUGCAAAGGAAGCGGGCUGAAUUCCAAUUUGACAGCGAAGUUUCAGAUCCGGUUACGGGAGAGCAAAUCAGGUACUUCCCGGCUUACCGACGACUUCUAAGGCAAUCAGUCCAAGUCCCAUUCGCCCUGUUUGCGGCGUCUUGUCUAGCCGCAAUCAUCGCAGGUGUCUUUAGUAUUGAGAUCUUCUUGGUUGAGGUGUACAAUGGCCCCCUUAAGAUGAUACUGAAAUUUCUCCCCACCGUUCUCCUUAGUAUCUCUAUUCCUAUUGUGUCUACAAUCUUGACUGGCUUCGCCACGAGACUCACAGCGUUCGAAAAUUACGAAAAUCAAGAUUCUUAUGAAGCUGCAUUGACACAAAAGAUCUUCAUUUUGAACUUCAUCACUGGAUACUUCCCAUUGUUUUUAACCGCAUUUGUUUAUGUACCCUUUGGUGAAGUCCUAGUUCCUUACCUUGAUAUUCUUAACGUCACUGUUCAGCACUUCGGGCACGAUGAAAAAUACACCACUUCCGACACCGGAUUCCAAAUCAAUCCUUCUAGGCUUAAGGCUCAAAUGAUCUAUUUUGUGGUUACGGCCCAGGUUGUCGGUUUUGUUGUCGAGACUAUCGUCCCACAGCUUAAACGGACUGUUUUCAAGAAGGCAAAGGAGUUUGAUAGCCGAAGAAAGGGACUUAGCAUCGAAACUGUCAUGGACCCUCCAGAAGAAAAGAAAUUCUUGGACCGCGUCCGCCAUGAGGCCGAACUUGACGUUUACGACGUAACAGUCGACUUGAGAGAGAUGUGCAUGCAGUUUGGUUAUUUAACAUUGUUCUCACCUAUCUGGCCUGUUACUGCUGUUUCAUUCCUCAUCAACAAUCUCGUUGAGAUUCGAGGAGAUGCGGCGAAAAUUUGUAUGGAAAUGCAGCGCCCGAUCCCUAACCGUGCUGACUCAAUUGGGCCAUGGCUUCACAAUCUCUCGUUCCUCACAUGGCUUGGGUCUAUCUCUUCUGCAGCACUUGUCUAUAUGUUCUCAUCAGCGGAUAGCGAAGGUGGACCACCAAAGGACUUGACUCUUUAUGGCUUUCUUUUCUCUAUCAUGAUCUCUGAGCAUGUCUACUUUGGCGCUCGGUUCAUCGUCUCCUACGCCCUGUCUAAGGUCCAAUCCGUUGGUCUUGAAACCGAACGAAAAGAGAAAUUCAUGGUUCGAAAGCGAUACCUUGAAGAAAGCUUUGGAGCUGAAAAUGAAUUGAUUCGACAAGAAGCCGAGAAGACGGGUGGCGAAUACACCGGUGUUGGUGGUGUUUCUUCCACACAGGACGGGCGGCCUCUUGAUGAUGGAGCUCUGAGCGAGAAAUUCUGGCGUAGCCAAAGUGCCUGGCAAGACAGCGUGAAUGCUGGUGUCCAGAUCAUGGAUAUCGUGAGGGGUAAGGAUAAGAAGAAUCAGUGA